This is a messenger RNA of Adineta steineri, 1074 nucleotides long. NCBI's taxonomy places the organism in Eukaryota, Metazoa, Rotifera, Eurotatoria, Adinetida, Adinetidae. The record is from the annotation of a GenBank genome assembly.
AUGGCCUGUGCAGAAAAUAUUACGAUCGACAAUAAAACUAGUUCUUCUGAAUUAAAUAAUGGAUCUAACGAAGAAAUACUUUUCGAUGCUGUCGAAACAAAUAAUGUGCCUGUUGUAAAGAAUUUCGAGAAAGAUGAACUUCAACAGUUAUGUCAAAUACCUCGUAUUUUCCCUUCUGAAUGGUCAUCACCACACGAAGAACAACAAACAGCUUAUCAACGUGCAUGUCUUCUUGGUCAUAGAGACAUUGUACAGUGUAUGUUGAAUGCUGGUAUUGAAGUUGAUCAAAUGUUGUCUGGUGGCAAUUCGGGUGCUACUAUGCGUGGAGCAUUUAUGUUUGCUUGUCAAUCACGCUCGAUGGAAACAAUUCAAGCUUUACUCGACGCUGGGGCACCUGUUAAUAAAUUCGGUUCGUGUUCUCUCGCCUAUGCUAACUCAUUUCUACACAGUAUUUCUGCUUCUUAUCCGUACGAAAUUCUGUUAGUAUCUUGGGAGAAUCUAUAUCCUAUUCAUUAUGCCAUUGUCGAUAAUAAUCUCCAAUUAUUACAAAAACUGAUUACUCCUGAUACACUCAAGUUAGUAACAAAUAAAUGGUUCACUCCUUUGCAUAUAGCAUGUCUUUUCAAUCGAUCUAUAACAAUGAUUGAUCUAUUGCUUUCUUAUGGAGAUGCUAAUGCUGCAAUAAUAACCAAAACAGGUGAUAGCAAAUUUCCCGAUGACCUAGCAACGGAUUCAACAAUAAUUGAAUAUCUUCGACCUACUCGCAUGUCCAUUUACAAAGAGCAGGAGAAGAAAAACGAACAUGAUUUAAAGUCACUUGAAGUAGGAACUAGUUUUCAAAUUUUUAUUACUAGUCUUGUAGGUACAACUUUGACAAUUAUUGUUUCGGCAGAGGAUACUGUCGAAGAUUUGAAGGCAAAAAUUCAAGACAGGAACGGUAUUCCACCUGAUAAACAACGAAUUAUAUACGCAGGAAAGCAACUAGAAGAUGGUCACACACUUUCCGACUACAAUAUUUCAAAAUAUACUACACUUCAUUUGGUAGUUAAGGUGUAUGGUGGAUACAGUCAUUAA